This is a messenger RNA of Rhododendron vialii, 965 nucleotides long. Its product is annotated as putative disease resistance protein At3g14460. The transcript has 4 exons. Bases 21 to 953 code for a protein of 310 amino acids. The record is from RefSeq and is a predicted model, not a curated record. NCBI's taxonomy places the organism in Eukaryota, Viridiplantae, Streptophyta, Magnoliopsida, Ericales, Ericaceae.
CCGAAAAAACAGAGGAAACGAUGCCUUUAAACCAGAAGAACGGCACAUCUCUCUCUCUCACUCUCUCUCUCUCUCUCUCUGCGAAGGGUAGACGUUGGGGGCCUGGGGUAGCCUCAUUACAACAACUCGGUUGGUCUCUCUCGCGCGCGCUCGGUAAAUGGCUGACUUUUCUCAUGAAGACAACAUUUCCCUCAUGCAAACACAAGGAACCCCAUGAAUUUCCUUCAAUCAUCCCAAGAUUGUGGGGUUUUCCCCCUAUUUUGUUCUUGUGUAAUUACCCAUCUACUGCUGCCCACCUCUUUUUGCACAGUUCUUCGUUUGAUGUUGCCCACUACCCAGAAUCUCUUCCAGCCAGACUUAAUGCCAAGGGAAUUCUGAAUCGGUUGCUUUCCCUAGCUACCAAUCAUAUUAACAAUCAGAUUAACCUGGCAUGGGGUUUCAAGCAAGACCUCGAUAAGCUCUGUGAAAGGUUAAGAAUUAUUCAAGGUUUGUUACAUGAUGCUGAGAACCAGAAAAUAACAUUAGAAGCUAUGAUGGCAUGGCUAAAGACUCUCAAGCCUGCAACCUGCAAAGCUGAGAAUGUGUUGGACAAGUUGGCCUAUGAAGCUCUUCGAAGAAAGGUACAAGACCGGAUCAGGAACCAGGUGCACGAUUUGUUCACCCUCUCUGAUCCAUUGUCGUUUCGUGUCAAGAUGGCUAAUAAGGUCAAUAACAUCAAUGUACUGUUAAACAGAAUUUGUAAAGUAGCAAAUGAUAUUGGUCUUAGACCAGCUAAGCAACUCAUACGUGCCAUUGUUGAACCUAUGGAAUUCAGGAACACUGGACCUUCCAUAGGUGAUACAACAGUUGUGGGGAGGGAUCACGAUGUUUUAGUUGUUCUAGACAUGUUGCUACGCUCUGACAUAGAAGGUGAGUUACUUGUCACUGCCGUUGUAGGAAUGGCUGGGUUUUGAAAGACAACUCUA